AUGGCUCAAAUCUCUUCUCCGAUGGCUCAGGAUGAAAUUGAAUGGAAUCUAGGCAGGGGGAAAGCUCACAGUUGGCAACCGGGCAUCAAGAAUCCUUACCGGGGCGAGGUGGUAUGGAUGGUGCCAGAAAACGUAGAUAUUAUGGUCACGCUUUACCGGGACCCACACGUGGAAGAAUACGAAGAUAAAGAUUGGACUUUUGUGGUAGAAAAUGAAUCAAAGGGGCAACGUAAAGUCCUCGCCUCGGUCGACGUGAACCUCAAACGCUUCGCCAGCCAGACGCCCAACCAGGUGGACUUAAACCUGAAGCUGAAGCCUAAGUCGGUGAAAGUCGUGGCGGCGUCCCUCAAGCUCACUCUCUCGUGCGUCUUCUUGCACGAGGGAAAAGCCACACACAUCACGGGAUCUGAACCCCUUGGCUGAGGAGGAGGAGGACCCCUCUGGCCGUUCUCCGUCGCCUUCCAAGGCAGGUCGCAAGGAAGCCGUAGCCGCGGUCUCGGAGCCAGCCACGGAGAGCCACGGAAACAUCUCCGGAGGUUCCCUGCAUCCCGAGCCAAAGGCUGCUUCUGUUGCUCCCGACACGCUUGUGUUUGACGGGCCUUUGACGGCUUUGCCACCUUGGGCAUCUCGCGGCUGAUGGACCCGGCAGAUAUGGUCUUCUUGACGGUGCCGGAUCGGUUGAUUGUCAUGACGUACCUUUGCCAGAUACGGGCCUUUUUCACUGGACAGGAACUGAAAGUGGUACAGUUUGCCAGCCACAGUAGCGAGACCACUUACAAAGUGGGCAAAUUUGACACAGAUCCCUCGGGAUCCGUCGACCCUGCUGUGUUUUACUCCCAACAUCUGCAAAAUAACGCGGAGAAGGCCGGGAAAAUAGACGCCAAGGGGGAUUCUGGGGAAACAGCAAGAUUGGAGGAGAGGCAGAAAGCAGAAGGGGACUCUGAUCUCCUGGAGGAUUCUGGGAAGCCUGAAGAGGCAAACGAGGCAAAGGAUUCUGGGAAUGAAGCCGUCGCAGAGACCGUCCCCCACAAGGAGAGCGAGGCGCAGCCAGGCGCGGAGCUGAAUGGCUCGGGAGCUGCCGGCAGCGUCAUCUCCGUAGGGCCAGAAGUCAAAAAUGGAGUUGCCCCCGAAGAAAAGAAAACAGUAUUUCUUGAUCCGGUGGAUUAUAAACCCCGCGAGAACGUGGCCGACGAGAUCAGCCCAAAUUCGCCGCGUCUUCUAGCGGACAUCUCCAAACCCGACAGGUUGAUCAACGGGGCCCCUCCAGCUUUGGAACAGGAGGAUUCUGGGGGUGAAACCCCAAGGCAUGAUGGGAAAGGACUGGCUAAUGGCUCCUCAGGUGUCCCCAGCCAGGACCAGCCAGGGGAUUCUGGGAAAUGCGAGGCAGACGUAGAGAAGAUCGAUAAGGAAGAGAAGGUGGUUGCCCCUCCCCGGCUCAAACGGCUCGCCUCCCGGGGCAGUGUGGAGCGUCCCCUGCAGCGCGCCCCCUCGGCGGGCAACACAGGUCCCGUACCGCCACCCCGGGCCCACUCCAUCAAGUCCGCCUUUACUCACAUGCGCGACGCAGACCUGGUGAAGAAGCGACGGUCACGAAUGAAGAGCGGGUCCUUCUCGGGGGAGGAGGCGGAAGGAGGCGGGCCGACGGAGGAAUCUAGCCCGCGCCGGAUGGCGG
Molecule: messenger RNA, 1672 nt
Organism: Thamnophis sirtalis
Lineage: Eukaryota; Metazoa; Chordata; Lepidosauria; Squamata; Natricidae
Source: RefSeq, a predicted model, not a curated record